UUUUUUAAUUUCCUUUGAAGGAAAGUACAUUGAUGAAUUGGAAUUAAUUACGAUCAAACCGAAAGUAAUGCGUUUUACGAUUUACCUGCCAAUCGAUUCCUCUGUUUAUUUGAAUCGAAACAUCUUUUAAUUUUACAUUGUUGUUUGAUGAGAUUGUGUAGAUUUUUUUUUUUUUUUUAAUUUAUUGUGUGGAGGCAUUGUUGCAUGAUUUGUUGUUAUAUUAAUGCCGUUCGUUUUUUCGUAGGUUGUUACGUUAAUUGAUGAGCCGAAAAUGUGUAUGGUUCUGUUAUUUAGAAAUGCAUUUAAUUAACUCUUUUGUAUGAUUUGUAGGUAAUAUAUGCAUGUUCGUGAUUUUCCGAUCCUGUAAAUACUGAUUAAUAGUACUUAGAAAGUGAUCAAAAUUUGCGAACUGCAACCAUGAGUGACAAUAGAUCAGGACCUACUGAACGCCCGUUCAGGCCGAGUCUCGAGAAAAUCGAUAUAGAUAUAUCAGAGGAUGAGAGAAAAACGAGGCUUGGUUCUCUAAAGAAGGUGGCUAUCAGUGCCUCUACAAAAUUCAGACACUCGUUGACGAAAAAGGGGCGGCGUAACAGCAGAGUUAUGUCAGUUGUGUUUGACGAUGAGCACGAUGCCGAUGAAAUCCAGGCCGUUGAUGCUUUACGACAGGCACUCAUCUUGGAAGAAUUACUCCCAACAAAACACGAUGACUAUCAUAUGUUACUUAGGUUUCUGAAGGCAAGGAAAUUCGACAUUGAGAAAACAAAGCAAAUGUGGGCUGAUAUGAUUCACUGGAGGAAAGAAUUUGGAGCCGACAAUAUUAUGGAGGAAUUCGAUUUCAAGGAGAGAGAAGAGGUUCUUAAAUACUAUCCACAAGGGCAUCAUGGUGUUGACAAAGACGGACGACCUGUCUAUAUAGAGAGACUUGGUCAAGUUGACUCGACGAAGCUCAUGCAGGUCACCACAUUGGAUCGCUACCUUAAAUACCAUGUCCAAGAAUUCGAGAGGACUUUCAUCGACAAGUUUCCGGCAUGUUCCAUUGCAGCGAAAAAGCACAUUGACCAGAGCACCACCAUUUUGGAUGUCCAAGGAGUGGGACUGAAAAGUUUCAAUAAGGCUGCUAGAGAACUCGUUCAGCGCCUUCAGAAGAUUGAUGGCGAUAAUUACCCUGAGACGCUAUGCCGCAUGUACAUUAUCAAUGCAGGAUCUGGCUUUAGGCUCUUUGAUCGCGUUUUGGGUAAUAAAUACCAGAGCAAGCUACUCGAGGUCAUUGACGCAAGUGAGCUACCAGAGUUCUUGGGUGGUACAUGCACAUGUGCAGAUAAGGGUGGUUGUAUGUUUUCCGAUAAGGGCCCUUGGAACGACACUGAAAUUAUGAAGAUGGUCCGAAACGGAGAACACAAAUGCUCGAACAAAAUAAUUGUUUCACUACUGGACGAAAAAAUGGAUUAUCCGGAAGUUACUAAAGAGCAUAUUCCGCGUACGCAGCUCUCUCCAGUUCAUGAAGAAGUAAACAACUACUCUCCCAGUGCAUAUGAGCCCAUGGUUGACAAGUCUGUGACAACUACUUGGCCAAAAGCAGCAAGUUAUGACAACUUUGCCCCUCCUAAAGACAAAGAUUAUUUCCCUUCGCACCAAAAAGCGUGUACGAAAUCCGAGGGACUAAGCAACCACCUCUUCGCCGGAGUGAUGACCUUUGUGAUGGGAGUUGUGACCAUGGUUCGUAUGACUCGUAACAUGCCGAAGAAACUAACGGAUGCUACACUAUACUCUUCUUCAAUGUACGGUGUGGAUGCAAUGUUCAAAGGUCAGUCGCACGGCUAUAAUAAUAAUAUGAACGCAGCUCCUGCAAUCUCGAGUGAGGAUUAUUUUAUCAUGAUGAAACGCAUGAAUGAACUCGAGGAGAAGGUGAGCGUCCUUGCUAAUAAGCCCGCUACUAUGCCGCCCGAGAAAGAGGAGAUGCUUAAUAAUGCCUUGAACCGUGUCGAUAUGUUGGAACAUGAGCUUUUAGCUACCAAAAAGAGACUGGAUGAUGCUUUGGUUCGACAAGAUGAACUCCUUGCCUACAUGGAGAAGAAAAAGAAGAAGAAGAGGUUCUUCGCUUUCUAAAAUUGCAGAAAUGAUAAAAUGACAAAUUUGUAACAAUAUAUAUAUUAUAUAUAUAUAUAGUGUUGUAAUUGUUUGUAAAGAUGGUGUUUCUUUUAACCCCCCAUCUUCAAACACCAUCAAAUAAACCCUUACUUACACAUAUAUUUUGCUGUUUUUUUUUUUUCACUAAACUUUGGAUCUUAUUGUGUAAAUAGCACAUAUGUGAUUUGUUG
Molecule: messenger RNA, 2318 nt
Organism: Erythranthe guttata (spotted monkey flower)
Lineage: Eukaryota; Viridiplantae; Streptophyta; Magnoliopsida; Lamiales; Phrymaceae
Source: RefSeq, a predicted model, not a curated record